Ascochyta rabiei is the source of this 534-nucleotide messenger RNA. RefSeq names its product mitochondrial 54S ribosomal protein YmL19. The record is from RefSeq and is a predicted model, not a curated record. Gene Ontology annotation, molecular function: structural constituent of ribosome; large ribosomal subunit rRNA binding. The transcript is spliced from 2 exons. Gene Ontology annotation, cellular component: ribosome; mitochondrial large ribosomal subunit. Gene Ontology annotation, biological process: translation. The coding region runs from base 1 to 534 and encodes 177 amino acids. Lineage: Eukaryota; Fungi; Ascomycota; Dothideomycetes; Pleosporales; Didymellaceae.
AUGGCACGGAAGGCGAUAGCAAAGGACCAAAUCGUCAAGCUGAUAGUCGGCGCUGGCCAGGCGUCCCCAUCGCCACCCGUCGGCCCGGCGCUCGGUAGCAAGGGAGUUAAGAGUAUGGAUUUUUGCAAGGAGUUCAAUGCGCGCACAGCCCACUACAACCCCGGCACCCCGAUACCUGCUCGCAUCACCGUCCGACCGGAUCGCUCCUUUCACUUCUCUCUUCGCACGCCUCCCACGGCGACCCUCCUCCUUUCCGCUGCUGGUGUUGCGCCCACCAAGAGCAAGAUCCGCGGCGCAGGCAACGUACCAGGGCCGAUGAACAACCAUGAGGGACAAAAGGGCAAGACAAGUACAAACAGUCCUACCAUCGGCAACGCCGUCAUGGGAACUGUGGGCACAGUCAGCCUGAAGCAUGUUUACGAGAUUGCCAAGAUCAAGCACAGCGAGACCAGGCUUUCAGGUCUGAGCCUCGAAGGCAUCGCGAGGAGUGUAGUGGGACAAGCAGGGAGUCUAGGUGUUGUCAUUGUGCCGUAG